Paramecium sonneborni is the source of this 840-nucleotide messenger RNA. The record is from the annotation of a GenBank genome assembly. NCBI's taxonomy places the organism in Eukaryota, Ciliophora, Oligohymenophorea, Peniculida, Parameciidae.
UGAUGUCUCUUAAAACUAUACAUUUAGAAUUCUUGAACAUAAGUAUUCAUAUUUCAAAUCUAAUCUUUAGAAAAAAUAGAAAACCUUGAAUUAUUUGAUAAAUUAUAAAUUCUCUUCCUCCAAAAUGUAAAUGAUCAUUUCCUAUGUAGAAUUAAAUUAAAGAAAUGGAAAAUUUAGAAACUUUAAUUAAUUUGGAGUAUUUGAAUCUGAAGAAUAAUUAAAUUCAAGUUUUGAAGGGAUUGAAAAAUAGUAAGAAACUAGCUUUUCUUGAUGUAUCUGAAAACUAAAUCAAUUCCAUAAUAUUUGAUCAAAUACCUUAAAUGAUUGAAAUUCUGAAUUUAAGCAAUAAUCCAAUUGAAACUGUAAUUAAAUGUACAUAAAUAAUAGAAUGUUGAUAUACGAAAAUAAUUGUUAUGUAAUUUAAAAUUGAUUGAUGAGAUUGACUCUGUAAAGAUUGAUUAAAAUGAACGAUUCUAAGCUUUGGGAAUGUAUGAAAAUUUUUAUUAUAAUCAUAGUUUUCCUAAAGAAUUAGAAAACUACUAAAAAAAAUUAACUUAAAGGAAAAUGAAGAAAAUAAUAAAAUUCAAAAAGUUGGAAUAAGUUUUGGAUGUAGAUAAAGUGGAAAUAAAGGAAGAUGAAUUAGUAGAAGAAGCUGAUAACUUAACAGAGAAGACAAUUAUGGACAUACAUAAUUUAACAGAGACUCUUAUAACGAAAGCCUAAUAGAGCAAUAUAGAGAAAUUAUAUUAGGUUUAAUAGGAAUUGUUAGAAUAUUAGAAAUUACAUUAGGAAAUAAGAAUUAAAAUAUAUGAAGAAUAAAUAUAAAAAUAAUAAAUAUGA